AUGGCUCGCAUUGGAAAGAAGGCGCCAGCCUUCAAGGGCCAGGCGGUGCUGCCGAGCGGCGAGAUCGCUGAGAUUUCCCUGGAUGACUACUUGAACAAGGGGAAGUACAUCGUCCUGUUCUUCUACCCGCUGGACUUCACUUUUGUCUGCCCCACAGAGAUCGUGGCUUUCAGUGACCGCAUCAAGGAGUUUGAGGAGAUCAACACCACGGUCAUCGGCGCCAGCGUCGACAGCCACUUCAGCCACCUGGCGUGGGUCAACACCCCGCGCAAGGCGGGCGGCCUCGGCGGCAUCAGCUACCCGCUGCUGGCAGAUCUGACUAAGCAGAUCUCCAAGGAUUACGAGGUCCUCAUAGAGGACGGCCCCGACGCGGGGGUGGCGCUGCGGUGA
Molecule: messenger RNA, 390 nt
Organism: Monoraphidium neglectum
Lineage: Eukaryota; Viridiplantae; Chlorophyta; Chlorophyceae; Sphaeropleales; Selenastraceae
Product: peroxiredoxin (alkyl hydroperoxidereductase subunit C)
Exons: 5
Coding region: 1-390 (129 amino acids)
Biological process (GO): cell redox homeostasis; response to oxidative stress; hydrogen peroxide catabolic process
Cellular component (GO): cytosol
Molecular function (GO): thioredoxin peroxidase activity
Source: RefSeq, a predicted model, not a curated record